UAUCAUAUUUUUAUAGUAAAAGAGUGAUAAACAAAAUGUAAAAAGGAUUAAUAACAUUUUUUUUCACAUGUGCGCCAACGAAUUUUUUGCUUUCAAAAUUUCGCGAACCCGUUUUACUUAUAGAAUUUUUUUGAUUUAUAACUAAACCAAAUUAAUAAAUGUAAUCUGAAAGUUAUAAUUAUAAUAAUACUCUCAAAGGAACUUAAUUUAACAUUAAAUGAUGGCGUCUCGCGGUCGCUAUCAGCCCCAGGAGUGGGAGCGUGAGGAGUUUGAUAAUACAUUCGAUGCACAGUAUCUAGACGAGGAAACGCAAGGAGGUGUACAAUUGGAUCAUUGCAAACUAUACGUAACAAAUAUAUCCCGUGCUCUGAACGAGGAAGGUCUCACAACCGCCUUCUCCAAGUACGGCACUCUUGUUAAAGUACACGUCAGUCGAGAUCCAGCCAAGAGAUAUGCUCUGAUAACAUACGAAACACCCGGAGAGGCGAAACUGGCUAUGAUGAAGUUGAACAAGACUGAACCCCUGCGACUUAACAUUAACAUAGCUCAUAAGAAAAGUAAUCAAGAUUCAAGAGAAUCAAGGGAAGACACAAGGAAAAUGAAACCCAGGGAAUCUAACAGCUAUCGUGACGACGCGAGCGUCAGCAGCAAAGGGAGGAGAAAGCCUGAUGAGUUUACAAAUGGAAAUGUUAAUGAAUUGGACGACCCCAUGAAUGAUGAUGAUUUGGGCCUGGAUGAAGUGCUGGAUACGGAGCUGGAGCUGGAGCUGACGCAGCUGCGUUUCCAGCAGCUCAAGCUACAGCAAGCCCAGCUCCGCUGCAAGCAACAGAUGCUGCUGCUCAAUAAAGGGAAGAAGAGUGGGUCAAAAUCCAGUAGGUGUAUUCUGCCAGACGGAAGGAUUGUUGUUAGGAACACAAGUGACAAAUCCGACCAGCCUGACAAUACAUACAGUUCGGCUGCUGGUGAUUCGCUAACACUACCGUCGCUCCAGCGACUGUCGUCACGGACAUGCCUAUCGUGCGGCGGUGUAGCAGACUUGUACUGCGGGAACUGCGGCCUGGCGCCCUACUGCAGCCAGAGAUGCCAGCAAAGCGACUGGAACCGCAGGCAUAAACAUGUCUGUCAUAAUCUGGCGUGUUCUACUACCUCUGAGUUGAAAGUCAAAGAGACUGUUGAUGCUGGUGAACCUGACAGUACAUCAACUCCUGCCCCUCUCCGUCAGCCUCACUCGUCCAACAGGAGGGAUUAUAAGGCUGAUGUCAAUAAUAAAACCAAAAAGAAUUUCAACCAAAAGCAAACGAGGAACAACGGUAGCUUCCAGAAUAAAAACAUGAGACGUCCUGGUAGACGUGAUGAUAAUGAAGAAAGCCCAGAACGUGCAGGUGAUGCAGGAAACAAACGAGACGAAACAAUCAAUCACAUAUCCAACAAGUUAAAUACCAAACCGGAAACCAAGCAGGAAACCAAACCGAAACCAGAUGACAAACCAAGAGAUAAGGAACCGCCGAAACCUCCGGCCAGUUUACAAGAUGUCACCCCAAAGACCAGGACUAUCGUGCCUAAAGAAUAUCUGCUGGAUAAGUUAUCCUUGAACGAGACAGUGUUACUGUCAGUGGAAUCUGAGGCGGCCGGUGGGUUCAUAUGUCUGACUCUGCACGAAGCCAACGAACACGACUACCAACUGCUGUGUGGAGAGUUUGGAGAGGAGUGUGAGGGACGAGAGGCGGUGUUUCCGAGCGCGGGUGAUCUGUUCGCGUUGUAUUACUCGGAGGAACGCGCGUGGUACAGAGCUCGGCGCCUGUCAGGUGAUCGUGUCGCGCUAAUAGACUGCAGCAGGGUGGUAAAUGUGACCACCAACGACAGAAUGGUAGACUUACCACCGGAAUACCUUCAAGUACCGGAGUGCUGCUGUCAGCUUAACGCGAGAGGAGUACAGGUGGGCGAUAAUCUGAAGUGCACGUUGGUGUCGAAGACUAGUGACGGCUUCAAAGUAUCAUUACGGAAUGCGGAAACGGAUGCUGCUAUUGGGGAUGGGGAAGUGACCAGGUGGAGACCAGCCGUACAGUAUGAAGUCGAUAAAACGUCUGCAUCCAUACCGGAAGUGCCACGACCAUCCCUAUCAAAUAUGGCAGCCGUCUUCCUAGUGCAGAAUACAGGUCUUGAUAUGUUUGUUCGUCCCGCGGAAUCCAAGCUCCGAGGUGUCUUUGAGAGAAUUAUACAGGACGGAGUGGCUGCUGGGAUGAAAGCUCUGCCUCUAAAAGACCCGCCCCGAGCCGGUCAAACGGUGCUCUGCCAACACACGGACGGCCACUACUACCGCGGCCUCUGUAAGAGAACUAACUUCAAGAAGAACAAGUACAUGAUCGAGUUUAUAGAAUACGGCAACACCGUCAUCAGUGAGUUAGAGAAGCUGUCUCCGUGUCCUGAAGAGUUGGACGUAAAGAAUACACCGACACCGGUGGCACUCGUCAGACUAGAUAUGGAGACUGUUCUGAAUGAGAAGGGACAGCAGUACUUGGAGAAGAUAAGGGAUGAUGAAGUGGAGCUGGUAGUGAACUGUAAGGAUAAAUCUGUGGUCAUCCAAAGCGGUUCUGUAGUUGAGCUGGUCGAGAUGAAAACGAAGGAAUCUGUAACCAGAAAAUUGGAGAUGCUGUGCUCACCGGAGUGGAAGAAGAUUGAACAAAAUGGAGGGGAUGUUGUUGAUUGCGAGCCGUUAAUGUACAGUUCGCUUAAAUACUAUGACCUGCCGAGUGCCAAGUGCGAGUUGUGCGUUUUGGAUAUAAGUACAAUCCGCGGGGGGGCGCUGGGGGUGUGUGACGCCACCAUCGGUCACGAACAACGGCUAGAGGCUGUCACGGAACAGAUUGAAGCCUAUGUGAAGAGCGAUCUCGGUAAAGAUCCCUAUCUACCUAAGAUUGAGGAGCUCUGCCUGGCGCCUUGUCCACCAUAUCCUCAGUACUUCAGGGCGGUGUUGUGCAAUCAUACAGCCGGUUCCAGCGAGGCGACCGUCUGCUACGUGGACUACAACAACGUAGACACUGUCGAGGUCAAGGCGCUCAGGAAGAUGAUGAGGGAGUUCACGAACACGCCCGCACUGGCCUGCCACGCCGAGAUCAGAGGUUUUCCCGCCAACCCAUCCGACAGCCAGCUGGCGCGGGCGUUGCAGUACAUGAAGAUAGAUGACCAGGGCCGAGGGCAACUCACAGUGGAGAAGUGCGAGAAAGUCGAUCCCGGCUUCUAUAUAGUGGAAGCGCCGGGUCUACUGGCUGCCAUGAUGCAGUCAUAGUGAUGGGACAUUUUACAGUGAUUAGUGAUAGUGUUGAAUGUGAUGAUGUGAAAUAAGUGCUCGGUAGGGUGGGUAGCUUUCAUAGGGAUGUGUCAAGUUAGCAACUAAGAUAACAAUAUGGCGAUAAGUGCAAAGGUCAUGAGUGAUAUGUUAAAAAAUAUAAGCAAGGUGCUUGUGUUAUACGUUGUCGUUACUUCUGUGACAAAAAUUUAUAAACUCACUGAAGAGGUUUUAUUAAUGUAUGCCAACCUCCUUGUUUAUUCUUGAUGAGGCAUUUGAAAUACACUUGUAUAAGUAAAAAUAUCCUUCUAAUAUUAUAUAUGUCUCGACCGAGUUAUAUGUUAACUGGUUUCGUAUGCAAAGAUUCCAAAGUUAAUUUUUCCGCUCAGAAUUUCAUUGUUUAUAUAUUUUGUAGUAAGUUUUUUUUUGAACUUAUUGUGUGGGUUCAGUGAAAAAUUGUUAAUGUAUACUUUAUAUAUAUAUAUAUAUGUAUAGUAACUGACUGGAGGCGCCAUCUGUGUCCCUUAGCUUAUAGUAUGGGGCAUAGUGACUGACCAAUUCUUUUAUAAGUCCUUAGAUAUUUCCUACAUAACAAACAGAGGCAUUUACAUUUGUCCAGUGCUCAACUUAUCGCUUGAGUUGGCAAGUGACGGUACAAUCGCCGGUUUGUUGAACUCGUGCUAAGUCCCAUCCCUAGCAUGAAAGGUUCGGGGUUCAUAAUUUUACACGUCUUGGGCUUAUUUGGUUAAGAAUGACAUACAGCUAUGCUUUUAAGUCAUCACAUUAUGUGGCUUGGCUUACUUUGCUAUGGGGACUCCUAGCCAGACUUUCCGGCCACAUGACUGCUUUCAGAUAAUUAAUAUUUCCUUUAAUAGUUUUUCGUUGUUAUAUUUUCCUGAACUAUGUUUUGCGCAUACAUUUUAAAUGUAAACUGUGUUCGAUGACGAUUUUAUAAGGGUGUAACAUUUGUUAAGUAUGUAUGCAUUAGUUAUAUGCUAUACAUUUAGAUUGACAGAUCGUUUCCAGCAGCCUGUAAUGUUAUGUGGCUGUUGUUUUUUCUGUAUCUCGUUACACUUUGAGCGAUUAUUUGUCUAUGGUGCCUGUUUGUACUUUCUGGUAUCAGUACGUCUGUGGUAUGAUACCAUUAGUACUAUUUUGUAUUACCAAACCGAACACUGACUGUUUGUACGUUAAUACGUAUGGACGUGAAUUUUAUUAAUUCCAAAACGUUGAUACUUUCGGUGUUUGGUUGGCUUUGAACUUGUACUAAGGCGGAUUUCUUUCAUUUUACUUACAAUAGCAAGGUAGGUAUCCGUGGCUAUGUUCUUUGAUCAUUUUUUUCGACAACCUUUCAUAUAUAAUAAUGUAACCGAGAAUCAAACAUUCAAAGUUAAAUGUUAACUCGUUUGGUUAUUUGUUUGUUAAUUGAUUUUAAAUAAAUACAUUUUUGUA
This is a messenger RNA of Danaus plexippus (monarch butterfly), 4738 nucleotides long. RefSeq lists its product as uncharacterized. The transcript has 25 exons. NCBI's taxonomy places the organism in Eukaryota, Metazoa, Arthropoda, Insecta, Lepidoptera, Nymphalidae. Gene Ontology annotation, molecular function: RNA binding. Gene Ontology annotation, biological process: positive regulation of mRNA splicing, via spliceosome; mRNA splicing, via spliceosome. The coding region runs from base 218 to 3286 and encodes 1022 amino acids. The record is from RefSeq and is a predicted model, not a curated record. Gene Ontology annotation, cellular component: U2 snRNP; precatalytic spliceosome; catalytic step 2 spliceosome.